Zootermopsis nevadensis is the source of this 2615-nucleotide messenger RNA. Lineage: Eukaryota; Metazoa; Arthropoda; Insecta; Blattodea; Termopsidae. The record is from RefSeq and is a predicted model, not a curated record.
UAUUUACGUGUGUUUUAUGGGGACUUACGGGAAAGAAUUUAUUCGGAAAAUUUCGUAAAGUUAGGACUGACUUGACAGUUUUAUAGUACUCAUGAAAGUCUAUAAACAUGUCGAUGCUAGUCUUUAGGGUCGUGACGUCGUGUGGACUUGAAGUAGUCUUGAAGAUGGAGGCAGUAUGUUCCUCCAAAACCUUGGUUCUACCGACAAGUACAUAAGUCAUUACAACCCAGAAGAUUAACAAUGCCGAGGUCAAGAAUGAGUAGGAGCUAUACCUCCCCCCCCAAAUGACGUACAUGGCGUGUAGUGGGACGGCUUUAGUUUUAAUUGUUUUUAAAAGAGCUUCAUUCAGAAAGUAGUCAGUGUAUUAGGCCCCACAGAGGGGUAAAUAAAAUAAAAAUUUAUAUUAAUUUUACAGGAAUCUUUGGAUAAUUUAUAUUGAUAUUCAUUUACAAUGUUGUUCUGUUUUUGUUUAUUUUGGGGCAGAGUACCUGGACAUGCCAGUCUUCACACAGCGGACUAUCAUCACGGCUCAGCCACUACCAGACGUAAACCGGAAUCGGCGGCUGAUCCCAAUCUCAACACAGGACUGGCGUUCAACGACCGCGAGUCACAUGGUUCCACCUUCCGGCUUGGACUUCCUUAGAGGCGUCAAUGAAGUCAACAUCCAGCAGACAGUUGAACUUGUCGACAUACUGGCAUACGUGGAGUCGGAGAACAGGUUUGAAGUGAAGGUACCGCAGGGCGAGACACUGUACAUAGCAGCAGAGAGUUCAAGCCAAACACAACGCAUGUGUUGCGCCUCAAACCGAGGCUUCGAGAUGCGGCUAUAUGACCAGAGUCGACAGGAAGCCAUCAGACUUAACAGGAAGCUGGCUUGUAGCAGCUGGCUCUUUGGUUGUUGCCUUCAGGAGCUAGAAGUAUAUUCUGAUGUAGAUCUUUACACAGGCAGCGUGAUACAGGAAUGGACCAUCGCAGCCCCCUUGUUUCAGCUGAGAAACUCUAGCGGACAAAUUAUUUAUCGCAUGACAGGUCCCUCAUCAGCCACGACCUGCUGUGGAAGCAAUUACCAGGCUAAAUUUGAUAUUCUGUCUCCUGACUGUACAAAUAAUGUGGGAAGUAUCGUCCACGCCUGGGACAGCUUGUUUUCUGGGUACAACCUGGCCGUGACAUUUCCGACCAUCGAGGUAACGAGCGAGAUGAAGGCCGUCAUACUCGGAGCCGCGUUUCUUCUGGAGUACAUGUACUUCGAGACAUCAAAGAGAAGAGGACUCGCGUCUGCAUUAACGUGCGGGAGUUGCUGAGAUGAAUGCAGAAAUUUAUUGUUAUUCUUUGUAUUUAUUUACUAAUUUCCUCGACAUAUUCUGCUACAAAGUAUUUAACAUCUGCCGAGGAAAUUAUUAUUUCCUGCUUAUGAUAUAUGUGACGGCAGCAGUAAUAGUAAUAAUACUACUACUAAAUACAUAAAUGUUCAAAGUGCACUUAUCAAAUACCAGGAAUCAUAGUCGCAGACUUGUCCAAAAUAUUAUUUAAGUUGCUUGAAGUCUAACGACUGUGACAGUAGUUGAGAAAGACCUUGAUCAUGAUUUGUGUGUUAACAUGGCAAUCGCAACAGCUGUUUUUCCUGACGAUUGCCGUCCUCUGAGUUCUUGCGUCAUGUAAUCCGUUAGGCGGACGCAACAACCCAGAAGACGACAGUCUUCAGACUCACCGCUGUGAAAACCUCAAAUCCUACAGCUGUUUUUCCUGACGAUUGCCGUCCUCUGAGUUCUUGCGUCAUGUAAUCCGCUAGGCGGACGCAACAACCCAGGAGACGGCACGCUUCAGACUCACCGCUGUGAAAACCUCAGAUCCUACAGCUGUUUUUCCUGUUUAUUAUAUUCAAUAAUAUAAUAAUUUUCAUUGCAUCUCAAUCAUAUGAGUGAUUUGAAAGAGUUAUGCCUAUGUAAUCCAUUCUGAUGUUUUUAAUAGUGUUGUAUUUGUUGUAUAUUUGAAACUCUUCUUGUCAUUUGCCUAUUUUACUAUACUGAAUUCAUUUUAAGAGGAGGUAAGUAAAACGAGGAAUUAUUUUACUCUGUUUGAUGCUAAUUUUGCAGAAUGUGCUCUAUAUAAAAGUUAAAUUACAAAGCUCUGUCUCAAAGUUGAAGAAAAAUUUAUGAAAGACAGCUGACAACCUCAGCAGCGAGAAUUUCCACAUUUCGUAUGUUUUUAAACUCGGUUAAGUCUCAGAUUAUUUUAAAGUGUUCAGCUGUAUUCACAUACAGAAUUGACUACUGAACUUUGGUUUGGCUAUCCAUCUGUCUGACACAUUAACAGCUCAGUGAUGUUAUUAUUCUUUCUUAGUGGGUUACUUAAGAAAAGUAUGUAUGACUUGAAUAUAUAAACAUGCAUGCAGUGUGUACAUUUUCUAAUUUGCAUAACACUGUAGUGUAUAUAAAAGCAUCACCAUUAUUCAUUGCAUUAAAGUUGUGAUAUAGUGUUCUGAAGUAUAACCAUAAGAAUACCCAUAUAGUUUUCUGACAUAAAAAUUUUCAGGUUGACAGAAAUGCAAGAGUUUAUAAUUUAAAUAAGCCUGUUCCAAAAUAGUGGGUAAAAAUAAGAGGAAUUUUUUGGAACCA